This is a messenger RNA of Poecilia latipinna (sailfin molly), 3470 nucleotides long. It is a transcript of the gene zc3h7bb, whose product is annotated as zinc finger CCCH-type containing 7Bb. The transcript is spliced from 21 exons. The record is from RefSeq and is a predicted model, not a curated record. Lineage: Eukaryota; Metazoa; Chordata; Actinopteri; Cyprinodontiformes; Poeciliidae. Gene Ontology annotation, biological process: miRNA processing. Gene Ontology annotation, molecular function: metal ion binding; miRNA binding; protein binding. The coding region runs from base 275 to 2968 and encodes 897 amino acids.
UUGCUACCAUCUUCUGGUAGCAACUGGAUCUGGAAACUUGUUGCGAUUUAACCAGUGACUGAAGCAGCUAGCCGCUAGCUACGUGAGGAAGCCAGUCCAAUUCGUAGCUGAAGCAGAGAAACUGGCGUUGGUUCCACUCUCCAAUGACACGGAUACUCACCUUACAAAAAUGCGCCUGGUUAUUGACUGAUAUUCGGUUACCCCAGAUUCCCCAACAAUUGUCUCCAACGCAUCGGGGAGCUAACCCUGAUCUGAAAAGCGCAGUAACUUCUCGAUGAUGGAUCCGGAACGCCAGAGGCGAAGAGAAGAGAUCCAGAGGGCAAUGAGCUUUAUCCAGUCGUCGUUGCCCUUUCCUGAACCAGAGAGUUACGAGGCCUUCCUGAUGCAGUUGGUGUGCAACUUGCUCGACGAGGGGAACUGCUGCUUCCGAGACGGCGACUGGCGUCAGGCGGCUCAGCAGUACGGGGAGGGGGUCAGCGUUGCCCGCUACGCGCAGGCCGAAGCCGUCAUCAUCCCGCAUGAGCUGCUGGAGAGCCUCUACGUUAAUCGAGCCGCCGCCUUCUACCAGAUGAGGGAGUAUGAGCGGGGCAUUCAGGACUGUGAGAGCGCACUGUGUGUGUCGGAGGGCAGCCGCAGGGCUUUGUACCGAAAGGCGCUCUGCUUCAGGGAGCUGGGGCGGCUCAGAGAGGCUUACGAGAGUGGAACCAAAUGUCUGCUGACAGCACCACAUGACGUGCUGGUCAUCGACCUGGCCCAGGAUCUGGCCAGCAAGCUGGGUCUGAAGGGCCGUAAAGCCUACGUCAGCCCCCAGACAGAGUCAACCGCCACAGAAGGGGACAGUCUGGGAGAGACUUCCCCGCCCACUGGAGAAAUGUCCUCCAACGGGCUGGAGUCCCUGGGCGACAUGGGACCAGCGGACCUGUCUAACGCGCAGUGCAUCCCUGCCCCUCUGGCCACGCCCAUUCCGGUGAGCGACGACCCAACGACCACGGUGGUGACCUCGUGCACGGAGCUGUCGGAGAGCCCCUGCAGCCAGACGCUGCCGCCCAUGCCGUACUCCGUCCCGGUGUCGGAGCACAUGGACGAGUGCAGCAGCGUCAUGAAGGACGGGCUGGACAGCAUCUUGGACUGCAUGCCAAAAAAAGUUAGUGAGAGUCCGGUUCAAGGUGCCAUCCCCACCAACCUUCCCAACACGGCCGUCGGUCUUCGGCCUCCGUACUCGCCCAGCCUCCCGGCUCCGUCACCCCAGCUCCCUCCAGCCUUCUUCAGCUCCCCCAUCAGUGACAUGCCCCCCUUGGAGUCGUACCCACCAGUGCGGGACCAGGGCUCCACCCAAGCGCAGGACGCACUGGGAAGCUUUUCUACAGGAGCCGCAGAUGGCGAAGGGAAAGGAGUCGCUGCCGGAGGGCUGGACUCGCUGUCUGAGUACACACUACCUGGGGGACGAGUGUGUCACAGCUUCAUCCCUGGAAUGCGCAACCACAGCGCUGGGCACACGAAUGGACCGGGAGGAACCAACCUCUCUCUUCUCUCCAGGAAUCCUCUGGCUGCCACUCAUGAGUUUCGCCAGGCUUGUCAUGCCUGCUACAGCCGAAUAGGUCCUCGAGUGAUGGACUACAAGUACCAGCCGGAGGCAGCUCACCGCUGCAAGAGGGAUGUGCUGCUGUGUCGCCUUAGAAACACAGACGACCCCACCUGGAAGAGGAUCCGCCCCAGGCCCGCUCGCAAUAACUUCCUGGGGGCGUUCGUUCUCUGCAAAGAGGUGCAGGAGCGCCAGGAGUGCCAGUACGGGGAGAACUGCACGUUCGCGUACUGCCAGGAAGAGAUCGACGUGUGGACACAGGAGAGGAAGGGAGCGCUGAGCCGAGAGCUGCUGUUCGACCCCCUGGGCAGCACGGAGAGGCGCGCGCUCAGCGUCACCAGGCUGCUGCAGCUGCACAUGGGCAUGUUCAUGUUCCUCUGUGAGGAAUGUUUCGACAGUAAGCCUCGGAUCAUCAGUAAACGCAGCAAAGAGAACUUAGCAGUCUGCUCAAACCUCACAGCACGGCACCCAUUCGAUGAUAACAAGUGCCUGGUCCAUGUGGUGAGGUCAGCUAACGUGCGCUACAGUAAGGUUCGGCCUCUGCACCCGCUCUGCCAGUUCGACAUCUGUCGCCACGAGGUUCGCUACGGCUGCCAGCGCGAGGACAGCUGCUCCUUCGCUCACUCCGUCAUCGAGCUCAAAUGCUGGGUUCUGCAGCAGGACACUGGAAUUACCCAUGAAGAGAUGGUGCAGGAGUCCAAACGACACUGGCAGAGGCUGGAGCAGAACUCCCAGAAGCAGCACAAGCCAAUCCACAUAUCCCAUCCGGGCAGCAGCCUACCAGCAGGGGGCAUGGCGGGCCUUGGGGGUGGGGAAGGCGUGGUAGCGGGUGGAGUGGGUCCAGUAGGAGGUGUUGGGGUUGGUGGGCUGGUCGGAGGGGCGGGAAGGGGCCGCCCCCUCAACCUGAAAAUGAAGUUCGUCUGUGGCCAGUGCUGGCGAGAAGGUCAGGUCAACGAGCCCGACAAGAACCUCAAGUACUGCACAGCCAAAGCCCGGCACAGCUGGACGAAGGAACGCAGAGUCCUGCUGGUGAAAUCCUUCGAGAAGAAGAAGUGGGUUGUCGUGCGACCUCUGCCCUUCUCGCGCUCGUACCCACAGCAAUACGAUAUGUGUGUGCAUGUGAUGAAGCAGAAGAAGUGCCACUACAUCGGGAACUGCUCCUUCGCACACAGCCUGGAGGAGAGGGACGUGUGGACGUACAUGAAGAACAACAACUUGAGAGACAUGCAACAGAUGUAUGAACUGUGGCUGCAGCUCACCAAUCAGAACAGACGGACAGAGAACUCCGCUGUAACUCCGCCCCCCGACGACAAGCAGGUCACCAUAACAGCAGAUUACACAGAAAACCUGGGAGGCCAGCAUCUGUCAGACGGCGAUGACCUCUGAUGGUCGCUCGUUUUGGAAACGCAUCUGAUCAUCGCUGAGACGCAGACGAAAACGGCGGCGAGCCGACCACGACCAGGCGCGGCCGAACCGCCCGCCACCCUGCCAGUCGGACCACCUGCAAGACGGCAGCCGGGCGGAGCGCACUCGACGUUCGAACCCCAUGACCACAUAUUCACGCACUCAGACAUUUACAUGCAACACACAAACCCACAGGCACCAGUUAUCACGAAGAGAAGGCUUCUGAAGCGAGACCUAAAAGUCGGGCUUUAAUGUUUGUUUUGUUUGUUUUUUUGUCUUUCUGCAGGAAUUCCCCAGCCUAGUUUUCAUCUAACACAGUCUACUUCCCUAAUCUUUAGAGUUUUGUCCCCCUGGCAACUCUUUUCUUCUUCAUAGCACUGAAACGAUUCACAUUCGGCUGCGCUGGUCGCAGUCCGUCAGUCUGCUUUGUUUUUAACGCUGAACCUCCCAGUGCUUCCUAAUGCGAGCUGAAACUGCAAACCAC